CAUACCGCUAGAAGCAAAAAAUGGAUUAAAAUGCUCUAAAACUGGACCGGCAAACUUUAUCCAUCCAACAAACAACCGUCAAAAUAAUAAUAAUAAUAAUAAUAAUCGUUUCUGAACUACUAGACACAGCUACAGUUACAGCUACUGCCAUUUUACUCAUGCCGAUCGCUUCAAUCUCUCUCUUCCGUUACCGAACUCCCACCACCUUCCACUACCACCACCUCCUCCGCCACAUAACCAUCUCCCGCCACCUCCCAAUCACUGUAUCCAAACAGCAGCAGCAGCAGCAGCAACAAAAGAACCCUAACAAUAUCUCUAGAAAACCCCAACAGCCAAACAAAUACAUCCUCAAAGCCAGACAAACCUUAGUCAAAGAAUAUUCCUCACUUUCGCCAAUCCUCUCACCGGAUACCAAACCAAACCUCUCCGAUUCUCAAGCCGUCGGCACUGUUGCUGCUGCUCAAGCCAACUUCAUGCGCGUAAUCAUUCAAUCCCUACCGCCUUCUUCUGGAACCUUCCUGAAGAGUCCAGAAGAAGAGGAUAGUAGAAUCGGUGUUGAGUUGUUGUGUGUGGUGAGAGCAGUGUUAAAGAAGAUAAGACGGAGAGUUUUAGUAGGUGAUAAGGUGGUUGUGGGGUCCAUUGAUUGGGUAGACCGCAGGGGUAUGAUUGAGAAUGUGUUUCAACGGAGUACGGAGAUUUUGGAUCCUCCGGUUGCUAAUGUUGAUCAUUUGUUAGUGCUUUUCUCUAUGGACCAACCCAAGAUUGAACCGUUUGCGUUAACUCGGUUUUUGGUUGAGGCUGAGUCUACUGGCAUUCCUUUGACUCUUGCUCUAAAUAAAUCUGAGCUUGUUGACGAAGAGACACUGAUUGCUUGGAAGUCUAGACUGCGUAGCUGGGGCUAUGAACCGCUGUUCUGCAGUGUUGAGUCCAAACUUGGUCUUGACUCGCUUGCAUAUAUUUUGAGGGAACAGACAACGGUCAUUGUGGGACCUAGUGGAGUUGGGAAAUCUAGUCUGAUCAAUGCUCUAAGGAACAAACCCCGUGCUUGUGAUGUUGCAGAAAAUGAUAAUUGGUUUGACCCUAUGUUGGGCAGUAAGUGGUUUGAAGAACAGCGUGUUGGGGAAGUUUCAACUAGAAGUGGCAGAGGGAAGCAUACCACUCGCAAUGUCUCUUUGCUUCCACUAUCUGCUGGUGGUUAUCUUGCUGAUACUCCUGGGUUUAACCAGCCUAGUUUGCUGAAAGUAACAAAGCAAUCUCUUGCAGAGACAUUCCCUGAGAUCCAGAAAAUGCUUAGUUCUGGCGGUCCUGCUAAAUGCUCAUUCAAUGAUUGCUUACAUCUUGGUGAACCUGGGUGCAUUGUAAAUGGGGAUUGGGAGAGAUAUUCCUUCUACUUUCAACUUCUUGAUGAGAUCAGAAUCAGGGAAGAAUUUCAGUUGAGGACUUAUGGAACCAAAAAGGAGGGUGACGUAAGGUAUAAAGUUGGAGAUAUGGGUGUCCAGCAAGCAGAGCCUCGUUUGGAACCUAAGAAGCAUAGAAGACAGUCUCGCAAAAGGAUCAACCAAUCUCUAUUGGAUGAGUUGGAUGAACUAGAUGAUGAUGACAACUUACUGGAUGAGGAAAACGAUCCCAUCUUAAGGGCACUGAAGAAUGAAAAUCAGUAGGAAGUUUAACACCCUCACUACAUUGUAAAUAAUUAACUUUGAUCCCCCACUGCCAUUACAGAGAUUGAGCUGAAUUUGUAUAGAUCAGAAUUUGAGGCCGAUCAGCUUUGCUUUGAAGUGAAUGAUAUUCCAUGGUGGCAGCAAAAUAAAGUUGCCUCUACUAACAUGAAUGGUCACUGCUGUCGUGCUUAAUUGCUGGUACAGAGGCUGUAUGCAUAGUGUUUGAACACAAGAGAUCCAACUGCAAUUUCUUUGUUUUGAAAGAAUGAUGUAUAGGUGGGUUAUAUCAUUGUUGUGAUUCAAUCGUA
Molecule: messenger RNA, 1969 nt
Organism: Ricinus communis (castor bean)
Lineage: Eukaryota; Viridiplantae; Streptophyta; Magnoliopsida; Malpighiales; Euphorbiaceae
Product: small ribosomal subunit biogenesis GTPase RsgA 1, mitochondrial
Exons: 5
Coding region: 159-1661 (500 amino acids)
Molecular function (GO): GTP binding; GTPase activity
Source: RefSeq, a predicted model, not a curated record